GGCGGAGGCGUGCUGGCGCGGUGCUGUGACGUAGCCCCUCAUGCUGCGACGCCCGCUGGCCGGGCUGGCGGCGGCCGCCCUGGGCCGGGCCCCCUCGGACGCCUGCUCAGGUGGAAGUGACCUGCACUGGCAGGGCUCUGGGGCACACAGCCUCCUGGGACAGGCCAGAGGGCCCCGGCGUCAGGUCAGGAGCCAGUAAGACCUGAGUGGCAUGACCUGUGAGGGCGGCAGGCGCUGGGACUUCAUGUGCACUGUGGGGCCCUGAUGGAAGACGUGUCUUUCCCGGGAUGUCGGGACCAAGGCCUGUCGUCCUGAGUGGACCGUCAGGGGCAGGGAAGAGCACCCUGCUCAAGAGACUGCUGCAGGAGCACGGCAGCAUCUUUGGCUUCAGCGUGUCCCAUACCACAAGGGACCCACGGCCUGGAGAAGAGAAUGGCAAAGAUUACUACUUCGUCACCAGGGAGGUGAUGCAGCGGGACAUCGCUGCAGGCGACUUCAUCGAGCACGCUGAGUUCUCGGGGAACCUGUAUGGGACCAGCAAAGCAGCCGUGCGGGCCGUGCAGGCCAUGAACCGCAUAUGCGUGCUAGACGUGGACCUGCAAGGCGUGCGUAACAUUAAGAAGACUGACCUGCGGCCCAUCUACAUCUUCGUGCAGCCACCCUCACUGGAUGUCCUGGUGGGGGAGCAGCGGCUGCGCCAGCGCAACACAGAGACAGAGGAGAGCCUGGCCAAGCGGCUGGCUGCCGCCCAGGUGGACAUGGAGAGCAGCAAGGAGCAGGGCCUGUUUGACCUGGUCAUCAUCAACGACAAUCUGGAGAAGGCUUAUCGGGCCCUGGAGGAGGCGCUAUCAGAGGAAAUCAAGAAGGCUCAGAGGACCAGCUGCUCCUGAGAAGAAAUGCUGGUGGUGUCCUCCCUGGUGGGGGUGCUGCCCGCGUCUCCUGCUCACGCUGCCACGGCUGGUGGACCCUGGUCUCUCCCCAUCUCCUGGGAGCUGGGGUGGCCUCCAAUAAAAAACUGCUGGGUUAUGGUG
This is a messenger RNA of Canis lupus familiaris (dog), 1031 nucleotides long. It is a transcript of the gene GUK1, whose product is annotated as guanylate kinase 1. The transcript is spliced from 9 exons. Lineage: Eukaryota; Metazoa; Chordata; Mammalia; Carnivora; Canidae. Gene Ontology annotation, biological process: purine nucleotide metabolic process. Gene Ontology annotation, cellular component: cytosol. The coding region runs from base 288 to 890 and encodes 200 amino acids. Gene Ontology annotation, molecular function: GMP kinase activity. The record is from RefSeq and is a predicted model, not a curated record.